UCACAUAUAUUUUCCUAUAUUAUAAUUGUGGGAACACAAAUAGACAAAGUCAAAAUCCAUUUGUGCAGUCUUGAUAAACAAGACACCAUUACUGUAGACAGAUCUUGAACAAGUCAAUAUAAACCUCACCUCAACACAAAGCAAAGUAUCAGUUCUCCCCAUUUUCACACUCUCUCUAAAACCCAAAUCCGAAAAAAAGAAGCCAUGGCCGGAGUUGAAUUCCUUCCCAAAGAAUAUGGAUACGUAGUUCUUACUCUUGUCUGCUAUUGUUUUCUCAACUUCGGGAUGUCCAUUUCAGUCGGCAAAGCCCGCAAACAGUACAAGGUUACUUAUCCAACAAUGUAUGCUACUGAAGCUGAAAACAAGAAUGCUAAUUCCUUUAACUGUGUUCAGAGAGGUCAUCAAAAUUCAUUAGAAAUGAUGCCUAUGUUUUUCAUGCUGAUGAUUGUUGGAGGAAUUAGACACCCCUUGAUUUGUGCAUCUCUUGGAGCUGUUUAUAUUGUAUCUCGCUAUUUCUACUUCACUGGUUAUUCCACUGGUGAUCCUCAAAAUCGUCUUACUAUUGGGAAAUAUAAUUUCCUGGCAAUUAUAGGGCUGAUGGUUUGCGCAAUAUCUUGUGGAGUUAAUUUUCUUAUGUCAUGAAUAAUAAUCUCAAAUGAAACAAUCUCCUCGUAAUUCCCUUUAUUUCCAGUAAGGGGGUGUCUUUUUUAUGUCUUAACCUGUUGCAUUAGAUGUUGACUUUUGGUUUUGUUCUCUUGUUUUCCUGGUUGCUCCUAAUUUCAAGCUCUUGUAGUGUCUUCUAGAUCUUUUGUAAUUUGUACCUUUCACUACCUUCUUGUGGGAUUUGUCAUUAAUACGAAUUAAAUUGGUACUUGCUGUAUCAAGUUACCUCGUCUGCAUACUGUUUCAGUGUUUGCCAUUUUUAGUUGCAGUGAGUUAAUGAUGAUUUGUAAGGAAAUUAACAUUGUUCAAGAGAAGUGUAAUAUGACUUCAUGGUUGAAAUUGUUUGAUCUUAA
This is a messenger RNA of Solanum dulcamara, 1016 nucleotides long. RefSeq lists its product as uncharacterized. The transcript is spliced from 4 exons. The record is from RefSeq and is a predicted model, not a curated record. Gene Ontology annotation, cellular component: nuclear envelope; membrane; endoplasmic reticulum. Bases 205 to 642 code for a protein of 145 amino acids. Gene Ontology annotation, molecular function: glutathione transferase activity; glutathione peroxidase activity. Lineage: Eukaryota; Viridiplantae; Streptophyta; Magnoliopsida; Solanales; Solanaceae.